Carassius auratus (goldfish) is the source of this 3298-nucleotide messenger RNA. RefSeq lists its product as uncharacterized. NCBI's taxonomy places the organism in Eukaryota, Metazoa, Chordata, Actinopteri, Cypriniformes, Cyprinidae. The coding region runs from base 1409 to 2086 and encodes 225 amino acids. Gene Ontology annotation, molecular function: chloride channel regulator activity. The record is from RefSeq and is a predicted model, not a curated record. The transcript has 3 exons. Gene Ontology annotation, biological process: chloride transport. Gene Ontology annotation, cellular component: basolateral plasma membrane.
CCCAGAGAGCAGUUUGGGGUUCAGUGCCCUGUGCACAUCAGUCGUGGUAUUGCCAGCCCAAGACUCGAACCCACAACAUUAGGGUUUGGAGUCAAACUCUCUAACCACUAGGUCACAACUUCCCCAUGGCUUCCCUACGUGUCCCGUGAAACAUGUCAAUAUCUGUUUUUUCUUAAGUCAGACAAAGGGAACGAACAUAUUAAUUUUAAGGGAAAAUUUAAGAUUAUUUUAAAAACCUGCAGAAGCCAUCAAAUCAGUGCCUAGGGGUCCCCCCUUCUCCCCACCCCUCUAAUUAUUAUUUAAUAUUACACAUACACUACCAUUCCAGUUUUGGGUCUGUAAGAUUUCAAAAAAGGUAAAACAGUAAUAUUAUUAAAUACCAUUACAAAUUCUAACAGUUUUUGUAAUUAAUUCCUGCAAUGGUAAAGCUGAAUUUUCAGCAGUCAUUAUUCCAGUCUUCAGGGUCACAUGAUCCUUCAGAAAUUAUUCUAAUAGUCUGAUCUGGUGCUCAAAAAGCAUUUCUUCUUAUUAUCCCAGUCGAAAACAGUCAAGCUGCUAAAUACUUUUGUGAAAACCAUCAAUAAAAUACAUGUAAAUGUCUACUUCUUUUUAUAAAAUUAAAGUCCCUGCUAAAUAAAUGAAUUAAUAAUAAUAAUAAUAAUAUUAAUAAACCACUUACCCAAAACUUGAAUGGUGAUGUUUAUUACUGGGGUUGGUGGGACUCCAAACAUGAAGUCAGUCUGAACAGAACAUGAAGGUUAAAAUGCUAAGUUAUGAUUGUAAUGCCACUGUGUACCACUUUAUUAAUAAGCUGAACCAAAUACUGAAUUGUGCCUUGCUUUCUACACACUCCUUUCCCCUUAUGACCAGAACAUGUUUUUGAGAAAGAUUUAAACAUUUCCUAAUGUAUAUUCAUUGUAUUAUUAUUAAUAUUUUUUUAUUAUUAUUAUUUUAUUAUUUUAAUAGAAGGCCUACAUUAUGUUGUAAGAUAUGGGAUUGGAAAUGUGUGCCUCUCUCUAGAUUGCCACUUUCAUUGUCACUUUAACAGGCCUAUCAGAAACUAUUAUCUCUGUUUCGUGUGUUUCAUUCAUUCUAUAUCACACAUCCUACAUGCUGCACAAGUGUGUUUUCAGAGAUGUUUUGUCAGUUACACAUCAUUUUGUCUGUAUAUUACUAUGACCUGUGCAUAUAAAACACAGUAUGAUACAGAAAUUGUAUGGUUGAUUUUUUUAUUUGUAACCAAUAUUGAUAUAUCAAACCGAAAGUUUUGUGUGUUCUUGUACUUUAUUUCUCUUUGCUAUAUCAUUAAGAUGCCAGAAUUCCUGGAAAUGAAUGUAGUAAGAUUGCUCAAGCUCAUGCAACCUUUACCUGAGGGAAGGUCACCUGACUAAGGCCCAUUACGGGUUCAAUGAUCCGGAUCUUGGUUCUCCACUGGCCCUGUGUCCUGUCACUCAUUCCUGCCCUUCACCUCUAUGAGGACACAUUCAUAAAGCUCCACACGCUCAGCGAUACUUUCCUCUGUGAGCUUAAGAAAUCCACUGCUGGACUUGUACGUUUUUCCAUGGCCGAAAACAAGCCGUACCGCUAUGGGCUCAUCAUUCUGGGGAUGGCGUUCAUGGCGUUGGGUCUGUUCAUGAUGUCUGUAGAGAAGCCACAGGUGUUUGCCACGUUCUGUGCUGCGGGAGUGAUAAUGGUGGUCAUUGGGUCUGUCUGGUCGGUGUGUCAGUGUUACCCCAGGGUGACUGUUAUACUGCCAGAUAAGGAAGAUCUCUGUGGGGCUGAAAAACAGGACUUAAGUGCUGGAAGUUCAGACGUUAAAAGUCCAACGAAAUUAAUAAGAGCUCCCCUGGCUGGGUUCAGCGAUGAUGAAGUAGAAAUAUCGGCAGAUCCAAAACGCCACACGGAGAAGAAACCUGGUGACCAUGUCACCGUCCUCCACACAUGUCGAAGCUCUCCCAGUGUUCUGGCCUGCUCCAGCUCUCCACCGAUGGACAGAAGAUCUCCACGACCAGACCCCAGCAGAGACAUGUACUAUGGGAAAGUGGAGGACUCCUGUUUCUACACAUCUGAGCUGGAGAGUGAAUAACUACUGCUGAUCCUAAUGGCCAAAUCACCCUCUACAUCUGACAUAAAAGAUUUGACAUGUAGUCGUACAUAUUUUAAAUAACUUGUAAAACAACAAAACAGCUAUGCAUGUAAUUUCUGUGCCAUCACGUUUUACAUUAGGCUGAUACAGUAAAUGUGUGAAUGUCACAAUGUCUGGCCAUGACUUUGUCAACAGCAUGAUAAUAGAAUUGUUCAACCAUCAGGGAAACGAAGCUGGGAAAGUUUAAGCAUUAGGUGAUGAAAUACUUGUGACCUUGCCUCAUGUCUCCACGCAGACCAGAGGACACUGAAAAAGCCCGGUGUGAAGUUUUUAUAUGUGUUUGUGGUGCUCUAUUCCUUUACAUCUGAGACAGCACAAUAAUUAUAAUUAUAGUUUAUAGGUUUAUAGACUAUUUAAAUGUAUUAUUUGAAAAAUUCUAUUAGUUUAAUGUGUAAAGUGAUUAAUUGUUGAGUGAGUUGUAGAUAUUGUAAAUCAUGGGAAGACGCAUGUUGCAAUACUAUAAAUCUUGGCCACAAAUGAUAUAAAUGCUCACACUCAUUUGUUUUUCUGUCAGGGUGGGGACUUUCCAUUUUAAGGGUUCCAUUUGUGCCAAAAAGGAGUCAACUGCUUUGUGCUAUUUGUCCAUGUCUACAUUGCCUAUGUGUUAAGAUGAACAAAGAACAUCGUCAUCAACAUCUAAAUUAUGUUGGUUUAUGUCAUCCUCCUUGCCAAGCUAGUUCUGUCAAUUAUGGAAGGCGUUUUCCAAAGAUUAUGCUGUUCAUUUGUGCCAAAAAGGAGUCAACUGCUUUGUACAAUACAUUUGUUUAUGUCUUUGCUGUUGUUUCAUUUGUGUUAUCUACUUGUGUCGUCCUCCCUGUCAUGCACUCAGCUCUGUUUUAUGCUUUAUACAGUAAGUUACUGCUGUCAGCGAACAAUCUGUAUUUUUAGAGUUAUCCAAUUUAACAAAUAUGUUUUGAUACUUUUUCCACUAUAGAGCUUUUACAAUCUUUCUAACACUCUGACAAAUUAUGAAGACAAAAGGACUACACUGUAGAUUCGCUCAAGUUUAUAGAACUAUAAUAUAAAUGCAUCUAGAAUUUUUGAAAACUUAUUGAACAAAUUUACAUGUUCUGUUUAUUUAGAUUAUGAAAAAUAACCGUGCUUCACGAUGCCACAGAUAAAAGAUCCUUUUUUGUCUAACUGGUUUCAUAA